CUAUAUCUGUUUAUUUAUUUUCUCUUUCCUUUUUUUUUUUUUUUUUGAAAAUUUAUCCUAAUGAUCAUUUGUUAAAGUGGUUCAUUACCCCAAAAUUUUAUUUCACUCCUCGUGUACAUAAACACCUCGUAGGAAACACGAUUUCACCAUCAACAGAGUGAUAGAAGUUCUCAAUCAUUUCAUUUGAUGUUUUGUGAUUGUACUUUUUAAAACUAAUCUACUCUCCACAGGACAAAUUAAUCCACACGUUACCUCGGGUGUUGGUUUUUUUUUUUCGUUCCGCUUCAUUUUCUGUUCCGCGCUUUAGCAAUACCCUCUACUUCAAAACCUUUUCCGACCGCCGCCAUUAUCGGAAUUUACACGCGCAGCUUGGGUCAGUGCCAAUUAACAACGCCUUCACGUCAGUCACGAUGCCUAACAUCUGGAACACCUGUAUAGAGGGGGUUAUGUUAGCUCUCAUAAUCACCUUCCAAGGGAAUUUCGUACACAAUAUAGAACUGCCGGUAUCGGCGUGCAAAGAAUCAAUAUCUACAGUACAAUCAGUUUAUGCCUGUCCAGUGAACAAAAAGGGUUAUGAUGCAGCUUCAAUGAGGAAAUCUUGCCAAAACAUCCAUAAUAUGUGUAAAUCAUUUGAGUAUCACUGCGUCCUCAAUGAGUGGCUGAAUGGAACAGUUGAAGUCUGUGCAACAUCAAUAUACAUUCAAUCAAGAAAAUGUGCCAUGUUUAUUGCAGAGUUACAGAGUAUCCGUGUUAGUUAUUCAACAAAUUGCAAGACAUGUCCAAUUGUUUACAAUUCGUCUGAAAUUUAUAAAUAUCCUGAAUGCUAUGAUGAAUUAAGAGGAUCGUUAACCUCAGUGCACCCAUCGACUACGAUGACGACAGAGAUGACACUCUACCCCAACACUACAUCUCACCUUAACGUCACACAGACCCCAACUACAGGGUAAAGUUUAGUUAUAGGAAAACACAAAAUGUAUAAUAAAACAUGCAGGGCAAUCGGCAAAGUUAUUAACAGUAAUGUGAAUAGAAGAUUGGAGCAAAAUUUGACAUCAAACAAUAUUAUUGAUAAUAGUGAAAUUGGAUUUAAUAAAUCCAUCGAACAUCUUACCACAUGUUUAUUUUAAAAAUAUAUAUAUCAUUUAUAGAUAUUGUAACACAAAAGAAGGUAAGGUUUAUAUAUGUUUCGUAUAUAUCCAAAAAGCUUUUGAUGCUGUUAUGCAUGCCGGAUUCAAGCUGAAAUUGCUAGACAUAGGAGUAUUUUACAAAAUUACUAAGAAAAUGUAUGAAGUCAGUAACUCUGAUGUGCACUGUAAAAAUCAAAGUACUAAAUCUAUGCCUACAGCGAUCUUUCGAGAUACUUCAAUCAAUGUGUAGAUCUUAUUAUUCUGAAUAACGAGCAUGUGCUUGGUAUAUGCUGACGAUUUUGUUAUAUUAUUAACGUCUGUAAAAAAAAAAAAACUUCAAGACAAACUUGACAAGCUUUAAAAAUACUGCUCUGACUGAUGUCUAACGGUCAAUCCUUCUAUGAUAAAAACACUAAUUUUCAACAAAGCUGGAAAAAAUAUAAAAAAAUAUUUUUAUGCAACAACAUAGCUCUUGAUUCAGUUUUAAAUUAUCAAUAUCUUGCGAUCGGUCGUUAUUUUUCAGCAUCUUGUUCUUUCACUUUAGUACAAUAUGAAUUAUAUAGAAAAAAAAUUGAAAGCAUUUUAAAAAAAUAAAUAGAGUUUAUAAAGCUUAAUCCAGGUAUAAAAACAACUGUUCAUUUCUUUGAUCACACAAUUGUAUCCAUUUUGAUAAAUACGGUUGAAUUUUGGAGUACUUUUAAUCCACAAUCUAGUAAGCUUGAUAAAGAUAUGGAAUGCCGAAAGUGCCGAACAUAGGGCUAAAUUUUGCAGCUCUUCACCGGGAACGGUGGUGUUUAAAGUAUACAUUUCUUGGGAUGACAACUUCUGGUACGAGGUGGAACCAUGAAUACUAUUGUAAUAUUAUAAAGUAAUUUACGUACUCUUAAUGAUUAACAAUGUUGACAGCAUAAUCUGAAGACACUUUUUUAGACCACGUUGUAAGUCCUUGGGACUAAAAAGUUCAUGCUAAUAUCCGUUAAAGGCAGAUGCACGGAUACACUAAGAGACUAAAAACCCUUCAGAACGCCAUAAAAAUAAACAGUAAUCAAAAUAGUAAAUACAUGCAUUUAGAUCACAUACAUAUGGUGUCCGGAUAGGGCCAUUUGCAAAAGCGUGACUGCGCGUUAGUCACAACACGCCAUCACGCCAACAAGCAACGCACCUUCGCGCUCUCACACCAACAAGCAACGCACCUUCGCGCAGACAAGCAACGCGCCUUCGCGCUCUCACGCCAACAAGCAACACGCCUUCGCGCUCUCACGCCAACAAGCAACACGCCUUCGCGCAGACAAGCAACGCGCCUUCGCGCUCUCACGCCAACAAGCAACGCACCUUCGCGCUCUCACGCCAACAAGCAACGCGCCUUCGCGCAGACAAGCAACGCGCCUUCGCGCUCUCACGCCAACAAGCAACGCGCUUUCGCGCUCUCACGCCAACACACAGACACGAUAAAAAUUCAAUAGGAAGUUGCAACAGGAAAUUGAGUACUGCGCAUGUUAGGGGUUCAACAAUGGAAGAAGUAUUAAGGGACUUAGGUCUUGAGUCCUGUAUCCCGGCAUUUCAAGAACAAAAGGUACCGGAUUUAUCACUGUUUGUUAAAUAAUUUUAUUUUAUAUUCAAGCUUGAUGCAGUGGCGUAUGUUGAGCGACAUAUAUCAAAAGUAUACGGAAAAAAGAAUAGAAAAAAACCCCGCUACUUUGCAUGCAAAAGCACAAAAUUUGAAUUAGAGUAAUCAUAUAGUACACUGUUAUAAUGAAUUUCAUAGCUUAACUUCACCCUUUAAUAAAAUUACGGGAGUGAGGUACAUAAGGUAUAUCAACUUCGGUCUGCAUUAAGUAAGUAAUUUAUUUCCAAUUUUGGGCCUACAAAGUUCAGAUUUACAAAAUCACGAAAGAGUGAUUAUCUGGAGAAAAUAUUAGAUAUAUAAAGAAAUAUUAAUAUUAAAAAAUUGGCUAUGUACAAUAUGUACCAUCGUUUAUUAAUGUAAAAAAAAAAGGGGGGGGGGCAAACCUUUAAGGUUGUUCCACCCUCAUGUGACUUAUCAAUAUUAAUGGUUGAAAGUAGAAGAACUGUAUUGAUUUCCACUGAUUCAGAAAUAUAUGUAGUUUAAUUUAAUUGAUAACCCCCCCCCCC
Molecule: messenger RNA, 3257 nt
Organism: Ostrea edulis (European flat oyster)
Lineage: Eukaryota; Metazoa; Mollusca; Bivalvia; Ostreida; Ostreidae
Exons: 5
Coding region: 411-947 (178 amino acids)
Source: RefSeq, a predicted model, not a curated record